CAUGUGUGUGCAUCUCUCCAGCUGCUCAUUAAUCAAUAGAGGCCAAUCUCCAAGUGACUGAUCGUUGUUGACUAUUUUUAUCCUUUGUUUUCAUUAUCAAUAUCGUGCUCACUCCUCCCAACUAGACAAAAAUGACAAGUUUAUUCAUUUACACAAUAGCAUAUUUUCUAUUCGUUAGUGGUUUAAUUUAUCCACCCACAGAAUUUGUAUCUGCAGGUUUAACAAUACCAGCCUUAUUUUCCAGUUGGUUAGGAAAUGAAUAUGAUAAUUUUGUGCAGUACCACAUAAAACGGACUAUUGUUACAUUAUUUAUUCACUCAUUGCUGCCUUUUGGCUAUAUCGUGGGACUCAGUCUCUUGGAUCAUAUAGAUUCUGCACAAGUAUUCCUUGGCACUGAGCAUCCACUUUGGUUAACAUUAUCCAUAUGUGCACUCAUCGGACCAAUUUAUGCACUCAAUUUAAUCGUUAAUUGGUCCAAAAAUGGUUUUUCCAAACAUCCAAUUGCCAAAUCAUUGGGGAUCUACUGCACUGAUACAGGAAUCUGGCUUGACAUUGCUGCGGAUGUCAACAGGGAGUACAAGAGUUUCAAUAAACUCCAGAUCCGAACGAAUAGUACAACGAAAAUUGUGGUGACCAAUACGUGGAUUAUAAAAGUGUCAGCCUACAAGCUAGAAAUUGCAAGUCAGAUAAAUUCAGUCUUGGUAACUUACAAUGUCAAUUCUUACUCGACUCCUUCGCCGAGUCACUUUGUUCAUUGCGUUAAGUACAGAAUAGUGACAAGGCAACCACUUGGAAAGAACUUCACCAUUCGAAUCAACAUUAAUGAUGUUGAAAAUUUACUCGAGGAGAUAACAAUGCCAAGGAGGGAUUCAUCUUCGAUCCAAAUACCCCAGACUCUCACAGAAAUUGCAAUUUAUGCGAUUAAGAAAGAAAUUGCGAAAAAUCCCACCUAUAAAACUAACCAGCAACUGGAUCAAUGUGCGGUAUGCAUGCAAGCAAUAUCGAAUGUUAAAUUGAAUCGAAAUUGUCCCGAUAUUCCAGAGAUGGAUGGUAUUCCGGCCUGCAAAACAUGCAAUUGUCCGCCCAUAUUUUGCAUCGACUGUCUCGCAAAAUGGUUUCUUUCGACCUCUCGGCGCAGGGCAAAAACUGCUGCAGAAGUAAAGAGUAGUUGUCCUCAAUGUCGAUCGCCGUUUUGUCUGAAGGACGUUAGUUACGUCAGUUUAGGAUCUCAAAACACUGCUCAAGGGACCCCCACAGAAACUCAAUAACUCUAAUUCCAACUCUCCAAUCAUGUAAAUAAUAAACAUCAUUCCAUAUAUGAUUCUCAGAACUGUCAUUCCUUGUACACAAAAA
Molecule: messenger RNA, 1353 nt
Organism: Fopius arisanus
Lineage: Eukaryota; Metazoa; Arthropoda; Insecta; Hymenoptera; Braconidae
Product: E3 ubiquitin-protein ligase TM129
Exons: 6
Coding region: 132-1268 (378 amino acids)
Biological process (GO): protein ubiquitination
Cellular component (GO): endoplasmic reticulum; membrane
Molecular function (GO): ubiquitin protein ligase activity
Source: RefSeq, a predicted model, not a curated record